CGGCACCGGCCGUAGGUCCAGGAAGCGCUGGUGACGGGGGACCGGAGGUUGUCCUUGGCAGGUUUUCCUCGGCGCUUCUCCAUGGAGGAGGCGGUACGCACGGCUGCACCCCCGAAUGCUCGCACCUGUCACUGGACGGCGACGAAAGCGGUGGCCGCGCGAGCGCAGGACUGGGCGGCCUGUGUGGGGGUGUGAGCCGCGGCGCCCCGGGCAGCAGCGCGGCCGGCCUGCGGACCAGGGCUGGAGCUACUCGGCCAGGGUUUAAGACUUUAAAUGGGAAUAAAGGGUAGUAUUUACGAGGAAAUGAGAGUGAAUAAGUCAUCUCUAACCUCUUCCAGCCUUUUUUUCAUAAGAGAGACCAUAUUAAACUUACAUAUUUGAAGACUGCUUCAUUCUGCCUCCAUUACCAGUGGUUUCUCUGUUCUGUGAUCAAUGUGAUUCACAGGAACUUCUUAAGUAACAAACGAAAUGAGCCAGGGGCGUGGAAAAUAUGACUUCUAUAUUGGUCUGGGAUUGGCUAUGAGCUCCAGCAUUUUCAUUGGAGGAAGUUUCAUUUUGAAAAAAAAAGGGCUUCUUCGACUUGCCAGGAAAGGCUCUAUGAGAGCAGGACAAGGUGGCCAUGCAUAUCUUAAGGAAUGGUUGUGGUGGGCCGGACUGCUGUCGAUGGGAGCUGGUGAGGUGGCCAACUUUGCUGCUUAUGCGUUUGCACCAGCCACACUAGUGACUCCAUUAGGUGCUCUCAGCGUUCUAGUAAGUGCCAUUCUUUCUUCAUACUUUCUAAAUGAAAGACUUAAUCUUCAUGGGAAAAUUGGGUGUUUGCUAAGUAUUCUAGGAUCUACGGUUAUGGUCAUUCACGCUCCAAAAGAAGAGGAGAUCGAGACUCUAAAUGAAAUGUCUCACAAGCUAGGUGAUCCAGGUUUUGUGGUCUUUGCAACCCUUGUGGUCAUUGUGGCCUUGAUACUAAUCUUUGUGGUGGGCCCUCGCCACGGACAGACAAACAUCCUUGUGUACAUCACAGUCUGCUCUGUGAUCGGCGCGCUUUCCGUCUCCUGUGUGAAGGGCCUGGGCAUCGCCAUCAAGGAGCUGUUUGCCGGAAAGCCUGUUCUGCGGCACCCCCUGGCCUGGGUGCUGCUGCUGAGCCUCCUCGUCUGUGUGAGCACACAGAUUAAUUACCUAAAUCGGGCCCUGGAUAUAUUCAACACUUCUAUCGUGACUCCAAUCUAUUAUGUAUUCUUUACAACAUCUGUUUUAACUUGUUCAGCUAUUCUUUUUAAGGAGUGGCAGGAUAUGCCUGUUGAUGAUGUCAUUGGUACUUUGAGUGGCUUCUUUACAAUCAUUGUGGGGAUAUUCCUGUUGCAUGCCUUUAAAGACGUCAGCUUUAGUCUAGCAAGUCUGCCUGUGUCUUUUCGAAAAGACGAGAAAGCAGUGAAUGGCAAUCUCUCUAAUAUGUACGAAGUUCUUAAUAAUAAUGAAGAAAGCUUAACCUGUGGAAUCGAACAACACACUGGUGACAGUAUCUCCCGAAGAAAUGGAAAUCUGACAGCUUUUUAAGAAAAAUGUAAUUAAAGGUUAAUAUGUGAUUAUGAAGUGAAUUUGAAUAUCAGAAUGUGUCUGAAAAAGCAUUGUCCUCAAAUAUUGUUCUUUAAAGGCAAUCUUUUUAAAAACUUCACUCAUUUGGAUCACGAAAUUACUUUUUUCUUCUAUUUAAACAAUGGUAGCUCACUAAAAUGACCUCAGCACAUGACGAUUUCUAUUAACAUCAUAUUGUUGUAGAAGUAUUUUACAUUUUCAUCCCUUCUCCAAAAUCUGAAUGCACUAAUGACAGUUUUAAGUCUAUAAAAAUGUUUUAUUUUUCCAUUGGUGAUGAAAGUCUGAAAUGUGCAUUUGUCAUCCCCAUUCCAUCAAGCUUUUUUAUUUUAAAAAAGAACACAGUUAUCCCAAUACAUUAUCCUAUGAUUUACCUUACCUAUAAAAGUGGCUCCUGUUUGAUGAUUGGUUUUAUUUUUGAAAUAUUAAGGGAAAACUAAGUUAGUGAAUGAAGGAAAUUCUUACAAGACAAAAAAAAGGGCGGAAAUCACCACAAGGAACUAUUUCUCAGGUUGUGAUCUCUCACCGUGAAUCCGGCUUCCUGUGUGCAUUCGAUGGCCGCCUUAGCACCUCAUCAGACCAGCGCCUCCUGCCUGUUGUUGCAACCUGGCCGGGUUUAUUCUUCAGUUGCCCGAAUCCCAUGCUGCCUGGAACCUUGAUGAUUACCGUUUUACAUCAGCUCUUGUACUUUUUAGUAUAUUUUCAUAAUGAGUUAUACUGUCAUUUAGACUUGGAACAGCUCUCAGAAAUAGAAGACUAGGGUUAUCUCUUAUAUUUAGCUCAUGUUACAAUAAAAAGUUGAAA
Messenger RNA from Cebus imitator (Panamanian white-faced capuchin), 2391 nucleotides. RefSeq names its product NIPA magnesium transporter 2 (gene NIPA2). Lineage: Eukaryota; Metazoa; Chordata; Mammalia; Primates; Cebidae. Gene Ontology annotation, cellular component: membrane. The record is from RefSeq and is a predicted model, not a curated record. The coding region runs from base 469 to 1551 and encodes 360 amino acids. Gene Ontology annotation, molecular function: magnesium ion transmembrane transporter activity. The transcript has 7 exons. Gene Ontology annotation, biological process: magnesium ion transport.